CCUCGUUCCUCUGGAACGUUUUGCUCGCGGCGCUAUCUCUCUAUAAAGUUGUUGUUGCGGCUUCCGCCGCGGGUGGAGGAAGAUGGCGUCGGGUGGUGGUGGCUGUAGCGCUUCGGAGAGAUUCCCUCCACCUUUUCCUGGCUUGGAGCCGGAGUCCGAGGGGGCGGCCGGGGGGUCAGAACCCGAGGCUGGGGACAGCGACACCGAGGGGGAGGAUAUUUUCACCGGCGCUGCUGCGGUCAAUAAGCCCCAGUCUCCAAAGAGAGUUGCUUCCUUUCCCAUCAACAAUGGCUCCAAAGAAAAUGGGAUCCAUGAGGAACAAGACCAAGAACCACAGGAUCUCUUUGCAGAUGCCACAGUGGAGCUCUCCCUGGACAGUACACAAAAUAAUCAGAAGAAGGUGCCAGCCAAAAUGCUGAUUUCUCUUCCUCCACAGGAAGCCACAAAUUCUUCUAAGCCCCAGACAAGCUAUGAGGAGCUAGAGGAAGAAGAACAGGAAGACCAAUUUGAUUUGACAGUUGGUAUAACUGAUCCUGAGAAGAUAGGGGAUGGUAUGAAUGCCUAUGUAGCCUACAAAGUUACAACACAGACGAGCCUACCAAUGUUCAGGAGUAAACAGUUUGCAGUGAAAAGAAGAUUUAGUGACUUUCUGGGUCUUUACGAGAAGCUUUCGGAGAAACAUUCUCAGAAUGGCUUUAUUGUCCCUCCUCCACCCGAGAAAAGCCUAAUAGGAAUGACAAAAGUAAAAGUUGGGAAGGAAGAUUCCUCUUCUGCAGAAUUUCUUGAAAAACGGAGGGCCGCUCUAGAAAGGUACCUUCAGAGGAUUGUGAAUCAUCCUACCAUGUUACAGGAUCCUGAUGUCAGGGAGUUCUUAGAAAAAGAAGAGCUGCCACGCGCCGUGGGUACCCAGACAUUGAGUGGCGCUGGUCUCCUCAAGAUGUUCAACAAAGCCACGGACGCAGUCAGCAAAAUGACCAUCAAGAUGAAUGAAUCAGACAUUUGGUUUGAGGAGAAGCUCCAGGAAGUAGAGUGUGAAGAGCAGCGCUUACGGAAGCUGCAUGCUGUUGUAGAAACUCUGGUGAACCAUAGAAAAGAGCUCGCACUGAACACAGCCCAGUUUGCAAAGAGUCUAGCCAUGCUUGGGAGCUCUGAGGACAACACAGCACUGUCACGGGCACUCUCCCAGCUGGCUGAGGUGGAAGAAAAAAUUGAGCAGCUUCACCAGGAACAGGCCAACAAUGACUUCUUCCUUCUUGCUGAGCUCCUGAGUGACUACAUUCGUCUCCUGGCCAUAGUCCGUGCUGCCUUCGACCAGCGUAUGAAGACGUGGCAGCGCUGGCAGGAUGCUCAGGCGACGCUGCAGAAGAAGCGGGAGGCUGAGGCUCGGCUGCUUUGGGCCAACAAGCCUGACAAAUUGCAGCAGGCCAAGGACGAGAUCUUAGAGUGGGAGUCUCGGGUGACUCAGUAUGAAAGGGACUUUGAAAGGAUUUCAACUGUGGUCCGAAAAGAAGUGAUACGGUUUGAGAAAGAAAAAUCCAAGGACUUUAAAAACCACGUGAUCAAGUACCUUGAGACACUCCUGUAUUCACAGCAGCAGGCUGGGGAGCAGUUGGGAAACAGGUCCAGAAUACUCCGAACAAAGAAGUUGCCCAGGUAUAGUAAGUUUCUCUCCACAGGAGUUUAAGCUUUUGCUGCUACUUCCCUAUGGGACUAGAAUUUCUUUUUUUCUAUGUACCUCUGCUACGUACUCUGAGGGUCUCUUAACCUGUUUAAUUCUUAUUCCUACUUUUUUAGGGAAGGAGUUGUAAAGACAUCUCUUAUAGUAAGAGGGACAAUGGAUUCUCCUGCGAAGGAGGCAGACUUUCUUUUAUUCCUACCCUGUUUCCCUUAGCUGCCCAGGGUUCUCUCAGUCUUGCCCUCUGAUAGCAGACUUCUGUUCUGAACUUCUUUCUGCCAAGUCCCCAGUAGACCGAUUCCUGCUAAAAGUGUAAAGAGCUGAUAAGGACUUAACACUUUAUCUCCGUUGAGAACAGAGCCAGCACUUUGCCUCUAGAUCAGGUCAUCCAAGAGUUCCUAAACUUUUUGAGGUUCCAAGAAGUUUUACUCUCUGUGCCCAGGAGGUAGCAUGCCAACAACAGGGCCCGAGUGUUGUCAGCUUAGGCCAAGGGCGUUCAAAGGGGUCUCUGUCCUGGCCUGGCCAGGGAGACUGGAGUCUCACAUGCGCUGUUGCUGGGCUUCCCCUCAGCUGUGUCCACAGCUGCUUAAGCUGGCUGAUCAGAGUGGUCUGUGAAGCUGCUCUGUGGGGCAGGGUUGGCAGAUUGCCUGCCAUGGAACCUCGCCACUCCUGUCCGCCACCCCCCAGCCCCAGAGACGCCCCUUUCUGUGGGCAUUCCAGGCCUGCUCUGUUAGUUCUCUUGGGUGGGUGGUUAAGGUUUGGGGAGGGACAGCCUGAGGCAAGAGAAUGCAGUAAACAGCACUGAUUUCCAGUGCACCAGCCUGGUGGGGGCAGGGAUCCAGGGUGGGGGUGCAGUGCUGGCAAGUAUUUUUUUCAACAGUUGGGUGUUUUGUUUUGUUUUGUUUUAGAAAAAGUCACUCAGUCUCUCCCUAUCCCCCAAUAUCUUUAUUAACACUCUUGAUUUUUUUCCUUCCAGUCUUGCGUUUGCUUUUGCACAGUUGUAAUAAUACCCACGUGAAAUAUUUUGUAUCCUUUUAUCAU
Messenger RNA from Acinonyx jubatus (cheetah), 2716 nucleotides. RefSeq names its product sorting nexin 1 (gene SNX1). The transcript is spliced from 15 exons. Gene Ontology annotation, cellular component: endosome membrane; endosome. Bases 83 to 1684 code for a protein of 533 amino acids. Lineage: Eukaryota; Metazoa; Chordata; Mammalia; Carnivora; Felidae. Gene Ontology annotation, biological process: intracellular protein transport; early endosome to Golgi transport. Gene Ontology annotation, molecular function: phosphatidylinositol binding. The record is from RefSeq and is a predicted model, not a curated record.